AUGUUUAUGAAGCCAUGGGUAUGGUUUAUGAGUAAUGAAAGGGUCAAGGGGCGAUUACAAGACGAAGUACGGUGUGUUCUGGCGAACAUACCUCUGGAUGAACCAACGGACAGGGAGGCACUGCAAGUGAGAAAGUGAACCGAUAAACGAGAAACAAUAUACUAACAUAAAUAUAGGUUUUAGUUCAAGAUUUGUUAAACCCAUCUCCAGCUUCCGAAGCUCAAAAACAUAAAUUGAAGACCUUAGUCCAACAACCAAGAUCUUUCUUCAUGGAUGUCAAGUGUCAAGGUUGUUUAAACAUUACCACUGUUUUCUCUCACGCACAAACUGCUGUCACCUGUGACUCUUGUUCCACCGUUUUAUGUACCCCAUCCGGUGGUAAGGCCAAGUUAACCGAAGGUUGUUCAUUCAGAAGAAAAUAG
This is a messenger RNA of Debaryomyces tyrocola, 422 nucleotides long. NCBI's taxonomy places the organism in Eukaryota, Fungi, Ascomycota, Pichiomycetes, Serinales, Debaryomycetaceae. The record is from the annotation of a GenBank genome assembly.